Messenger RNA from Spea bombifrons (plains spadefoot toad), 1798 nucleotides. Its product is annotated as transmembrane protease serine 9-like. The record is from RefSeq and is a predicted model, not a curated record. Bases 1 to 1701 code for a protein of 566 amino acids. NCBI's taxonomy places the organism in Eukaryota, Metazoa, Chordata, Amphibia, Anura, Pelobatidae. Gene Ontology annotation, molecular function: serine-type endopeptidase activity. Gene Ontology annotation, biological process: plasminogen activation; smooth muscle cell migration. The transcript has 11 exons.
AUGCUUUUACUGUUCAUAGCGGCUCUGCUGGGACCAGCAGCUAAGGCUCACGCCGUCAAUCGUAUCAUCGGAGGUGAAGAAUGUGACUCCCAUUCACAGCCGUGGCAGGUGGCCUUAUACUACUUUGAUGUGUUUAUCUGCGGCGGAGUCCUGAUACAUGAAUCCUGGGUGCUGACAGCAGCUCAUUGCUACAUGUCGAACAUCCAAGUUCGACUUGGAGCGCACAACCUCAAGAUGGUUGAAGACUUUGAGCAGCUCACAUAUGCUGAGAAACAGUUUUGCCACAGUGACUUCAACACUGUGACAUAUGACAGUGACAUCAUGCUUCUCAAACUAGCAUCACCGGCAACCCUUAACCAAAACAUACAAACUAUCCCAUUGCCUUGGCAGGUGGCAGAAGAAGGAACAAACUGUCUUACGUCAGGAUGGGGGACCACCACUAGCCCUGAUGAGAGAUACCCAGAUGUGCUACAGUGCGUCAACAUCACAGUGGUGUCCAUGUCUGUCUGCCAAGAACGCUAUCCAAACGAUGUGAUUACUGACAAUAUGCUCUGUGCAGGAGUCGUGGAAGGAGGGAAGGACUCAUGCCAGGGUGACUCUGGAGGACCCUUAGUUUAUGACUCUGUGCUUCAAGGAAUAACAUCUUGGGGAGAGAGACCUUGCGGGGAGCCAAACAAACCAGGGAUAUAUACCAAAGUCUUCAAUUACAUCAACUGGAUUAGUGACAUCAUGGAGAGAGAAACUCCAUCUCAAUGUCAGAACAUGACUUCCAAUAAAACCCACAUGGUUUCGAAGCAUCACAAGAGUCUUAAAUUGGUACAAGAUGAGCGCUUAGAGCAGCUGAACCUCCACCAACCACACGUUUUUGGACUUGAUUCCAUGAACACUUCAAUCCGAAAAGCAGGUCUUGGCGACGCUGAACGGUUUCCCGCACGCUUUAUUUCCAAAAUGUAUGUCCUGGUUAUAGCAGCUCUGCUAGGACCUGUGGUUCGCAGUCAGGUUCUUAACCGGAUUAUUGGGGGCACGGAAUGCGCCCCUAACUCUCAGCCCUGGCAAAGCGCUCUUUAUUACUUUGAUGAACAUGUUUGCGGUGGGGUCCUGAUCGAUGAAAACUGGGUACUGACGGCUGCUCACUGCAACCUACCGAGUAUACAGGUCCGACUCGGGGAUCAUAACUUAUUGGUUUACGAAGGCAAGGAACAGUUCAACUAUGCCGAAAAGAUAUGUCCUCAUAAAGAAUUUAACCCUUAUACCUACACUAAUGACAUCAUGCUAUUAAAACUUGCAUCUCCAGUCAGCCUCAACGCAUACGUUCAAACAAUCCCGCUUGGCUGUCCCGAGGUAGCCGAAGGAGCCAGCUGCCUUGUGUCAGGCUGGGGAACCUUGACCAGUCCUACAGCGACCUUUCCUGAUGCCUUGCAUUGUGUGAACGUCAAUACCUUUUCUACAUCCGUCUGCCAGCAAGCGUAUCCCUCUGAUGAGAUUAAUGACAACAUGUUGUGUGCCGGGGUCAUGGAAGGAGGGAAGGAUUCCUGCCAGGGAGACUCGGGGGGACCCUUGGUCUGCGAUGGUAAACUCCAUGGCAUCACUUCCUGGGGGAAUGUCCCGUGUGGGGAAGCAAAUAAACCAGGAAUCUACACCAAAGUCUGCAAAUAUCUGAACUGGAUCCAAGACACAAUGGCAAGCGGAGACUGUAUCUGAACGACGGAUCGAGCCGGUGUAUUCUGGACGAGGACAAGAUGCUCAAAACAGUUUAAAAGAAAUAUACUUAAAUAAAAUUCCAAUGCAUCAACAAUGA